AUGGCGGCCCCCGGAGGAGGCGGAGAUGCUGGAAAAGCUGUUCUUUCGAAGAAGGAUGUGUUGUCCGAAGCGCAAGCCAAGAUGGAAGCCCUUAAUCUGAAACCGGCCCCUGCAAUAAUGGCGAAAAAUGCACCUCCGGGUUCAUUGGGGAGACAAUUUCCUGUUCAAACGAAUGCUUUUGGUGUGCAGCUGGAGAAACCCAUGGCUUUCUGGAGAUAUGACGUGCUUAUAUAUGCAGAAAUCAAGGCUGGGAGAAAGACAGUGUUUUUUACAAAGAAAGGGCGAGACGACUAUCUUAUAAUGAAUCGCAAUUACAAAUGCAAGCUGAUUUUUGAUGCUGUUGUAAGGACGAACCGUGAGUUCUUCGAUGACCCGAGCCAGCUUUGGUACGAUGGUCAGAGCAUAUUGUUCGCGGGGAAAGAUCUUUUUAAGGAUCGAGAAAAG
This is a messenger RNA of Ostertagia ostertagi, 444 nucleotides long. The record is from the annotation of a GenBank genome assembly. Lineage: Eukaryota; Metazoa; Nematoda; Chromadorea; Rhabditida; Trichostrongylidae.